Messenger RNA from Cataglyphis hispanica, 2572 nucleotides. RefSeq lists its product as uncharacterized. Gene Ontology annotation, cellular component: nucleus. Lineage: Eukaryota; Metazoa; Arthropoda; Insecta; Hymenoptera; Formicidae. The record is from RefSeq and is a predicted model, not a curated record. Bases 327 to 1901 code for a protein of 524 amino acids. Gene Ontology annotation, biological process: regulation of transcription by RNA polymerase II. The transcript is spliced from 5 exons.
ACUCCGCUCCGCACUGACAUGACACACACAAAUAAUUGUUAUUAUUGACAGACCUAUAAUAUGUGAACUGAAAUUUUUUGCGGCGCGUUUUUGUGCGUAUUUUCGAGAGCGCGCUUAACGUAUGUAAGUACUUUACGGGCGAUCUAAGCCGAUCAAGAAAUCGCGGAAUUUCGCGCGAGCUUCAUUCAGCAAAGGCGAGAUUUUUUCUGUCAAACUUGCCGUCACACGCGAGAAUAUAGGUUAUGUGAGCUCGCGCGAGUUGAGUGAGUGAGCGAGCAAGCUCGUCGCACACCCUUGCCCGUUUGUAGAGACUUUCCCCGCGCGCGAUGGGCCAGGGUACGGAAACGUGCGCCGACCGACCCACGGAGGUUAGCGUCAUCAGAUUCGUCUCACGGAAUCGUACCAUUGAAGAGAUCGCGCCGAAAAAGGAAGUAUAUACUUGCAAACAACAAGGUUGCGGUAAAAUAUUUACCAAUCAAGAUGAAUAUAAGACACAUGAAGUGCUGGAGGCUUUAAAGAUUCGAUUUAUUUGUCGCGAGCCAGGUUGCGGAGAAGAAUUAUCAGAUCCAGGUAGUAUGUGGCGACAUUAUCAAGAAUGGCACAACAAUGAAACAAAUGUUUUUGCAUGUCCAUACACCAAUUGUGGAUCUUUGCACACUACUAGUAGUAAUCUCGAAGAACAUAUUGAGAGUUGUCAUAGACAGCCACCUACACUGCCAAUGGAGCCUGAAAUAAUUUGUUUUGAAGGUCCCGAAAAUGUGAUAGACGAAGAAGGCAUGCAAAAGACUGAUGAAGGAUGUUAUGAAAAACUGCCAAGCGAAAACUUUACUUUAAAGGAAGAAUAUGUAAGUAACGAUGAAAGCUCUCAUGUUAGAGAUGAAACUAAACUUCAGACAAAGAACGACUUUUGUCACGAGCAGAUUAAAAUCGCAGCUCUUACAAAUAACGAAGAUUAUUCGAAUAAUGAGCCUUUGAAUAGUAUUAAUAAGUUCCCUAAAGGUGAGGACCUACUUAUAAUUAAGGAUAAUUUCUUACGAAAAUAUGAUAACGUUGCACCAAAAUGCGAGGAAAUUCUCCAAGUGGAAUGCACACAAGACAAGAAUAACGUUGUUUAUAUAAAUGGUGAUAUAACUAUUACAAAAAAUAUGAAAACGGAAGUAUGCAAUUUAAAUUUACGAAAUCAAGAGCAUAGAAUAGAUUUGGGAAACUUGGAGCGAGUUUUUCGGAAUGGUCUCGAGAACUCGAAGAUUGAGGACAGCUCAGUAGAAACAAACAGCAAUUGUUCGGAUGAUGAGGAAUACACUCCAAAGAAACAACGCAUGUCUAGGUACAAACAGGAAACAUAUAAAUGCGACGUCAAUGGUUGCGGGAAGAAGUACAAAUACAUAUCGCACUAUCGUCAUCAUCAAGACAGUCAUAAAUUAGUUACGAAUACAAUUAGUUCUAAUACUGGUAAGCAAGUGUCGAAGGUAAAACAAGGAAAGGCAUCUACUGUCAGUUUCUUCAUAUGCAAAAUGCCUGGAUGUGGUGCGCAAGUAAAUAAUGUAACUGGCUUAUGGAAGCAUUAUCAAGAUAAUCAUGCCAAUUCCAAGCCACCAGUCGUACAAACUGCCAAGAAUAAUGAAGUGUUCCGAUGCAAGGUACCAGGAUGCGAACUAGAAUUUAAUACAACAUUAAUGUUGUACAAGCAUUUCAAUGAAAUUCACUCCAAUAAUUCCAUUAGCAACACGAACGGAAAGACUGGCAACGGAAGUAGUUUUCAUUUCACUGAGAUAUUCCAGGAGGAUGCUACUGCCCAACAAGUAAAUUUUAAGACUGAUUUUAAAGCCAAGCAUAAUAUUAACUUGAAUGAUUAUACCGAAAGUGGCGACGAACAUACCACUCAUAUUGCUAAUAGUUAAAGAGGAAUUUUCUGCGAAUUGACAUAAAUAUCUCAUGAGGAGCACCUUUUAAUUUCCUCGGGAUACGAUAUUGAAUAGUUAAAAGGCACAAUAAUUCAGAGUAUUUUACAGAGAUCAUUAUUUAGUCAGGAUCUUAAUCUAAGUCGCUUUAAGCUUAUGUGUUUGGUCUGUAAUUGAUAACUGCUGUUAAUUAUGAUUGAUAGACUCUCUGUAGCUGUAAGUGUGUGACAUGGACUUUGUAGAAUACUCUGAUAUUGAUCAAUAAACAUUAUCGGUAUGUAAGAAAAUUUACUGAGCUGCCUGGUGUAUGCUGCAGCAGGACAACAGUUUGGAGUUAAAUCUAAUAGCAUAAACACUACAUAUAUAUAUAUCAUUCUACACUAAGAAUUUCUCGUUGCUAUAAAUAAGAGGCUAAAACCGCUGCAGCAAUAUGCACCUGUAAUGAGACUUCUGACUCUCUUUCUGUACUGAUUUUUACUAUUUUAUAUUAUGUCAUUUUUAUGUAACUUAUAUUCCCUUUAUAUAAAAUUAUAUGUAUAUAAUUAUAUAUAUAUAAAAUUAUAUAUAUAUGUAGUUAUAUAUAUUAUCAUAUUACCAUAGAUAUUUCCUAAUAACAUAAGUAUAUUGUAUAGCAUUUUUAUUUGUAUGUCUGUACGUUUAAAAAUAAAGUG